This is a messenger RNA of Bombus huntii, 1747 nucleotides long. RefSeq names its product sorting nexin-6 (gene Snx6). Bases 392 to 1633 code for a protein of 413 amino acids. Lineage: Eukaryota; Metazoa; Arthropoda; Insecta; Hymenoptera; Apidae. Gene Ontology annotation, molecular function: phosphatidylinositol binding. The transcript is spliced from 12 exons. The record is from RefSeq and is a predicted model, not a curated record. Gene Ontology annotation, biological process: phagosome-lysosome fusion involved in apoptotic cell clearance.
GUUUAUAAUAAAGUAUUAACUCAAAUCAAUGUACACGUAGCCUUAAAUUAAAUCGAUCAUGUACAUAUGUUACACAGGUCGAUCAGGAAUCAAAAAGUAAUUCAAGGCUAUAUAUGCAAAAUUAUUCAGUAAGAUAUUUGAACUGGUUUGAUAACAUGUACUUCAAAAAUACCACAUUUUGACAUUCAUGUGUCGAUUAAGUUCAUUUUAUUCGCGGAAAAUUUUUUACUAAUGGUUAUUCUAAAAGGCAUAUAUAUAUGAAUAAGAAGAAAAUAAUUUCAUUCGAACGUAUAAGAUCAAUUUUUUAACUCUGCAAUUAAGAUCGGUAUCAGUUUAAUUCGUAUAGUUCUAUACGAUAAAAUAGGGAACGUGUCAGAGACGCUUGGACGCCAUGAUGGACGGCAUAUGCGAUACUGCUGACAUUUUAAAUAAUGUUCCUCCUAAAAAGACAAUUCAUACUGACAAUGUAGAUCUUUCUGAUAAGUCAUUACAGGUGGAUAUUUCAGAUGCUCUUAGUGAAAAGGAUAAAGUAAAAUUCACUGUACAUACAACAACUACAUUACCAGAAUUUCAAAAACCAGAUAACUUAGUUGUAAGGCAACAUGAAGAAUUUGUAUGGUUACAUGACCGAUUCGAGGAGAAUGAAGAAUAUGCCGGUUAUAUUAUUCCUCCUUGUCCACCACGACCAGAUUUUGAUGCAUCUCGUGAAAAGUUACAAAAACUUGGGGAGGGUGAGGGUAACAUGACACGUGAGGAAUUUAAUAAAAUGAAACAAGAAUUGGAGGCUGAAUACUUGGCAACGUUUAAAAAAACUGUUGCUAUGCAUGAAAUGUUUUUGACUAGAUUAGCACAUCAUCCAGUUUUUCGUAAUGAUCAUAAUUUAAGAGUGUUUUUGGAAUAUGAUCAAGAUCUUUGUGUGAGAGGGAAAAAUAAAAUGGAAAUGUUUGGAGGUUUGGUAAAAUCAUUUUCCACUACUACAGAUGAAUACUAUUUGUCUGCAACAGUAAAAGAUGUAAACGAUUUCUUUGAUCAAGAAAUGUCGUUUUUACAAACCUAUCAUCAUAAUUUAAAAGAAGCAACAGCUCGUGCAGAUCGGCAAACUGCCAAACAUAAAGAUGUAGCAGAUUCAUAUAUUAAAAUUUCUACAAAUCUUUUGCAAUUAGCUACAACUGAUAAUGGUAAAUUAGAAAGAUUUUUAACAAAAAUAGCAGAGAUGUUUGAGAAAUUAAGGAAAGUAGAGGGACGGGUAGCAUCUGAUGAAGAUUUAAAAUUAUCAGACACUCUACGUUACUACAUGAGGGAUACAGCUGCAGCUAAACGGCUUUUGUUUAGAAGAUUGAAAGCUCUACAUGCGUACGAAUCUGCAAACCGUGCUCUAGAGAAAGCUCGUGCCAAAAACAAAGAUGUUCAUGCUGCAGUGGAGGUUGCUGAGGCAGAACAAGCUCAAACAGAAGCCUGUGAAAAAUUUGAGCAAAUGUCAGAAAAGGGAAAAGAAGAAUUAGUGGAUUUCAAAACGAGGAGGGUAACUGCUUUUAGAAAGAAUCUUAUUGAAUUAACUGAACUUGAAAUAAAACAUGCAAAAGCACACGCGGAAUUGCUCAAAAAAUGUUUAACUGUUUUACGAGAAGAGUGAUUCAAUUUUAUAAUUCUCAUUGCAAAGAUUACCGCGUAAUCUAUACGAAGAUAAUCUGUUUAAAAUUAUUGCAAUGUAAUGGUAUUGUAAAAUAUAUAUUUUUUGUUAUCUAGA